Molecule: messenger RNA, 732 nt
Organism: Cylindrotheca closterium
Lineage: Eukaryota; Bacillariophyta; Bacillariophyceae; Bacillariales; Bacillariaceae
Source: the annotation of a GenBank genome assembly
AUGGAAUGUCCGAUGAAUGACAUUGCGAUUGCGCUACGACUUGGUGCAACGGAUGUCGCGAUUGAGCUUGUCCAAGAGUCCCUGCAAGCGUGUAUGCAACGGUCGUUUAAUGAUAGGAUCCGGCGAGGUGAAAUGAUUGGCACCUUCCCAUACCUUGCGGAAGAAGAUACAUUGGUUUUCAAUCAUGAAGUUUAUGUCAACGUCCUCCUGUCGCGCUUGGAUGCUGAUGGCAACCAUGCCUUGCACUAUGCUGUGUACUACCAAGACAAUGACUUCUUAACGUACUUGAUCCAUCAAGCAUAUCGGCUUGGACAUUUUGCGCAAUAUAUUACCAGUACCAGCAAAUGCGGAUCGAGCGUCAUGGACUUUUGUGUCGGAUCUUCAAAUUCUCGUUUCAACAAUCGAGUCAAGGCCUUUUACGACGAGGGAUGCAAAACGAUUGAAGAAAAGGAAGAAGCUGAGGCUCGAGCCAAAAGUGUUAUUUCGAUGUUGUUACACUACUUCCAGCAGUUCCGACAGGAUGCGAAUUUAGAUCCAGCCUCUUUCUCUGCUUCUGGUCUGUUGUUGGGAAAGUACAUUGCGCCACCACCUAAGAAUCAACGAUUGGCCGUGAUGAGAAACGUCACUGUAAUGUGCAGUUGUAUCCUUUUGGUUCGAUAUGCGUGGCCCUUCCUCCCUCAAUGGAACCUUGCAGAAUCUUUGAGAGAGGAAGCGAAAAGCGAGGAGCUCUGA